Molecule: messenger RNA, 1701 nt
Organism: Zingiber officinale
Lineage: Eukaryota; Viridiplantae; Streptophyta; Magnoliopsida; Zingiberales; Zingiberaceae
Product: ACT domain-containing protein ACR4-like
Exons: 8
Coding region: 147-1490 (447 amino acids)
Source: RefSeq, a predicted model, not a curated record
UACGCGUACGCCAAACGAGCGCUUUUUAAUCUAAAGUGCGCCUGUUCGGCCUCCAUAGCGCAACCUGAGCGAGCGAGCGAGCGAGAUCUCCUCGCCGUCAUUUGGAGUUUGCGCGAGGUUUUCCGGCCUGACGCUGCGCCGGCGAGAUGGACGGAGAUUUGAGUUCCUCCUGGUACGAGAAAUUCAUCCGAGGAAUGAACCCUCCACGGGUUGUUAUCGAUAACAGUUGUUGCCCAAAUGCCACUGUUAUUAAGGUUGAUAGCGCAAAUAAAUAUGGCAUCCUUUUGGAAGUUGUUCAGGUCCUUAUAGACCUCAAUCUCAUUAUCAAGAAAGCUUACAUAUCAUCUGAUGGAGGAUGGUUCAUGGAUGUUUUCAAUGUCACAGAUCCGGAAGGAAAGAAAAUUGAGAGACAAAAACAAUUGGAUGAUAUAAAGGACUACAUCCGUAAGUCGAUAGGGGAAGGUUUUUCUUUUGUUCCAUCACAAAGUAGAUCUGUAGAUUUUGCGCCGUCAUCAUUGGAUCACACAUCGAUCGAGCUGACUGGGACGGAUCGCCCCGGCCUUCUCUCUGAAGUUAGUGCAGUUCUUACUGAUCUAAAAUGCAAUGUGGUGAAUGCCGAAGUGUGGACGCACAACGCUAGAACUGCAGCAGUGAUGCAGGUGACCGAUGAGGAGACGGGUUCAGCUAUCACAGAUCCCCAAAGGCUCUCUAAAAUCAAGCAGCUCCUUUGCAAUGUUCUGAAAGGGAACGACAGACACAGGAGAGCGAAGACUGCAGUCUCAAUGGGCAUCACCCACAAAGAGAGGAGGCUCCAUCAGUUGAUGUUUGAUGAUAGAGAUUACGAGAAGUCUGAUGACGACCAUGAGGCCGAGCAUUGCCGGCCAAAGGUUUCUGUUGUUAAUUGGUUCGACAAGGAUUACUCGGUGGUCACAGUGCGAUGUAAGGAUAGGCCGAAGCUUCUUUUUGAUACAGUUUGCACUUUGACGGAUAUGCAGUAUGUAGUUUUCCAUGGAAGCGUUAAUGCAGAAGGCCCAGAAGCUUUUCAGGAGUACUAUAUCAGACAUAUAGAUGGUUCCCCAGCUAACUCAGAAGCCGAGAGACAGCGAGUUGUUCAGUGCCUUGAGGCAGCCAUAGAGAGGAGAGUAUCUGAGGGUGUUAAGUUGGAGUUAUCUACGGGUGAUCGAAUGGGCUUGUUAUCUGACGUGACAAGAAUAUUCCGCGAGCAUGGCCUGAUGGUCACAAGAGCAGAAGUGUCCACAAGAGAUGGCAAAGCUGUCAACACAUUUUAUGUCCGUGAUGCUGCUGGUAACACCCUCGACCUGAAGACCUUGGAUGACAUACGAUCCGAGAUAGGGCAGACAGUGCUUCAAGUAAAAGGCAAUUCUGACGAUCUUAAAUCCCCGCAAGAAUCUUCUACCCGAUUUCUGCUUAGUGGUCUAUUCAAAUCAAGAUCACUUUACAAUCUUGGAUUAAUUAGAUCUUACACUUAGGCUUCUUUGCCCCCUCCCUCUUGUAUAUAAAUUAUUCGUCAUUGUUUCAUCAUGCAAAAUAUGUCCACUUUGCAACAAAGGGACUUUGUCUUUUAGAUUAGGAAACAGGCUUGUGGAUCCUUAUCAUGUACAUACGAUCAAGUCUAUUGUAUCCAUAAUUAUAGCUCAUUUCUGACUUCUCAUCUAUCAAUUAUACUGAGUUUAAUAUUAA